This is a messenger RNA of Perkinsus marinus ATCC 50983, 753 nucleotides long. RefSeq lists its product as hypothetical. The record is from RefSeq and is a predicted model, not a curated record. Lineage: Eukaryota; Perkinsozoa; Perkinsida; Perkinsidae. The coding region runs from base 1 to 753 and encodes 250 amino acids. Gene Ontology annotation, molecular function: metal ion binding. The transcript has 5 exons.
AUGUCAUCGAUCAGAUUUCUCCCCGUAGAAUGGCAUUCCGUUAUCCACACUCGAGAUGACGCCGUUAAGCGGCAAUUGGAGGCUAUCACUCUCCCAUCUGUGCCCAUCCUACGUAAUAAUGACCUUACCUUUAUAAUACGCUACCCUGGCCGCGCAGGUUCUAUGACCAACGACUGCAUUUCCGAUGUUUUAUUCUACCAAGGCUCUGAGUAUCAGUAUAAAAUUAGAGAAGAAGUUGUACAGAACAUCAAUAAUACGAUACCUGCCAGAGAGCGUCUAAGCUUCGGACUUCAUUGUCGUGUAGCUUGUCUAUUCUUGAUCGGCUCUCCUGUGGCGCUUUUCCUCACUUGCCGAGGUUCCUGUGCUAAUAUAAUCCCAGAAGUGCCUGAUUAUGGUGGGGGAGGUGGUGUGAGAGCCCAUGUACAGUUGAAGGGGGUCAUGAAGGCCUUGGCAGACUCCGCCUAUGACGUAGCCACCAAGGAUGGUGGUAUAAAGAAAGCGUUUAUAGCUCCGAUGAAGUCUUUGCUUGGGCUGGAUGCGGAUGAGAUAGCGAGUCUCCAGACAGCAAUUGAAAGCAUCAAAACGAUCAAUGGUGGAGAGCGUAUCGACUGGGAGCUUCAGGAGACCUUGAUUGAAUCUGCUAACGAUUACGUCACAGCUGUUGUUAGCCACAAUCGUUACUUCAAUCACGUGGAUUUCGCUGCCUUCGUGAAGGACAAGUUGACGAUCAGUUCCUCAUCGUCUGCAGCGUAG